AUGGCUGCACAGCUGGCCUCCCGCGCUCUUCACUACGGCUGUACAGUGGUAGCAAGUAUCUUCAUUGUGGCCAGCUGUCUUAUGAAAUGCAGUCCGGGAAAGAAAAGCAAGAAAGCUCGGGGCAAGAGGCGCUCUAAGCAUCGAGUUCGAGUUUUGGUCGUCGUGACCACUUUGGUGGUUUUCACAUAUGUCGCUCAAACAGCAUUGAAUAUUGCCACCCAUGACCUGGACCACUCCCAGCCGUUCCUGGUGCAUAUGACCUCUCUGGCAGUCGUAUGGGCUGCGGUGUCGCUCCGGCAACAACAUUCCUCCAAGUACGAAGUGGCUGGUGCUUCUUCGGUCACCGCUGCUUUCGAAAUUCCACUCCUUGCGCUAUCCUUGAGUCACAAACCGAGACAGUGGGAGCCAAUCGCACAGGUUACCAUUUCGUCGGUCCGUCUAUUCUUGCUCCUCAUCGUGGUAGCUGCGAUCCUAUUGGAAAUCAGACCACGGAAGAAGAAGAACUCCGAGGAAUCGCGUCCAUUUUUGAAUGGAAACAACACGACUUAUGGUGCAGUCAAUGGAAACCACUCAGAUAACAGCAGUGUAAAUUCCGAUAGUGAGAGCGAGUCGGACGCAGACACCAAGAAAGGUAGAGAGGCACGGGUGAAAAAGCUUCGCAAUGAACAAUUGCAGACAUUUGGUGGUUGGUGGGAAUACCUGAAGGGCUUUUCAAUUGUUUUCCCUUACCUGGUUCCAAGGAAUAAUCGGGGAGUGCAGCUGUGUAUCGCCAUAAGCAUCGCCUGCUUGUGUUGCCAUCGAGCUUUGAAUAUCCUGAUCCCGCAACAGCUGGCAGAUGUCACCGACAGCAUCUUUGCCAACAAGACUCCAUAUGCUUCCUUAGGCAAGUGGGCCUUGUUGCAGCUCAUUCGCAGUGGAGCUGGUCUGGGGUUAAUCGAGGCAUUCGUCAAGAUCCCGAUUCGACAAUUCUCCUAUCGCCAGAUCACCAAUGCUGCCUUCAGCCACGUCAUGAACCUGUCCAUGGAUUUCCACAUCGACAACGACUCGGCAGAAGUCAUGAAAUCCAUCGACCAGGGCGGGGCCCUCAAUAAUUUACUGGAAAUGGCCAUUCUUGAUAUUGUCCCCACAAUUGUCGACUUAUUCAUCGCCUGCUUUGUAUUUUACUUGAAGUUUAAUGUCUACGCCUCAUUGCUGGUGGUAGUUGCAUCCAUCACUUAUGUCUCGGCAGAGGUGUUUACCUCUAAUUGGAACAUGGAGCAGCGACGCGAACUCUCACAAACGCAGCGAGAUGAAACCCGCAUCAUGCACCAAGCCGUACAAGGCUGGCAAACGGUCACCUACUUCAACCAGUUCUUGUUUGAAAGGUCACGAUUUGGGGAAGCAGUUGAUCUUCGCCUAGGGGCAAGCGCUCGCUUUGGCCGCCGUCGGGCAGUUGGAAAGGCACUUCUCGACCUAAUCAAGCCACUAGCAUUCGUUUCUCUUGCCUCGCUAAUCAUACAUGAGAUCUCCGUGGGACGUGCCUCGACCGGAGACUUCGUCUUCUUCAUUCAGUACUGGUCGUCGCUUAUCUCCCCUUUGGCAUAUCUAUCUUCACAGUACCGCUGGCUUGUCUCCGAUUUGGUAGACGCCGAGCGUCUGCUCUUCUUGUUUCAUUCUAAGCCCAGUGUCAAUGACAAGGAAGAUGCUUUGGAUCUCAAGUGGGGUGAUGGCCGUGUGGAUUUCCGUAAUGUUGACUUUGCCUACGAUACCAGGCUCAGCACCCUCAAAAAUGUCGAUAUUUCUGUCGAUCCCGGAACUACGGUGGCCUUGGUAGGAAUGACUGGCUCCGGAAAGACAACCAUUCUUCGCCUACUGCUUCGACUUUACGACGUCACCACCGGGCGCAUCGAAAUCGACGGCCAAAAUAUCCGCGAAGUUACACUCAGCUCGCUACGUGAGACCAUCGGUGUCGUGCCCCAAGAUCCCGUCCUUUUCAACGCGUCUAUCAUGGAGAACCUGCGGUAUGCUCGGCCAUCUGCUUCCGACGAAGAGAUCUACGAGGCAUGUCGCGCCGCAGCCAUACACGAAAAGAUUCUCACUUUUGUAUCUGGGUAUGACACGAAGGUCGGCGAGCAGGGUGUGAAGCUGUCUGGUGGUGAGCUACAGAGAAUUGCUAUUGCUCGUGUUUUCCUCAAAAGGUCACCCAUUCUUUUGUUGGACGAAGCAACAAGUGCCGUGGACUCACAGACAGAAUCAGAGAUCCAAGUCGCAUUGGACCGACUGAGGGCUAAGCGCACUACAUUUGUCAUUGCACACCGGCUAUCCACUAUUGUUGGCUCUGAUCGCAUCCUUGUUUUGCACGAAGGCCAGGUCGUAGAGAGUGGGUCGCAUACUGAGCUGUUAAAGAAGGAGGGAGGAAGAUAUCAAAAUCUCUGGCAAAAUCAGUUUGGGGCCGGCAAACUGGGUGGAAAGCCUGCGUUGUAA
This is a messenger RNA of Penicillium brevicompactum, 2463 nucleotides long. RefSeq names its product ABC transporter ATP-binding protein. NCBI's taxonomy places the organism in Eukaryota, Fungi, Ascomycota, Eurotiomycetes, Eurotiales, Aspergillaceae. Gene Ontology annotation, cellular component: membrane. Gene Ontology annotation, biological process: transmembrane transport. The transcript has a single exon. The coding region runs from base 1 to 2463 and encodes 820 amino acids. Gene Ontology annotation, molecular function: ATP binding; ATP hydrolysis activity; ABC-type transporter activity. The record is from RefSeq and is a predicted model, not a curated record.